GGGAACUUCAGUCUUGUUUCAGUUUUCAGUCGCGCGUUAUACCUCAAUACAGACGCAAGAUUUUCUUGAAAUAACGUACUUAUUUUUCCUGAAUUUUCGGAUGGUUGGGUCGUGGUCUUAGUGAUUUAUUUUGGGGAUGUUAAAAAUUGACUUUCCAGUUGCGGAACAAUGGUAAUUUCCUCAGCUUUCCCCCACUCUACCAAAUGACAUGGGUCAGAAGGCCUCCCAUCAAGGGGGCAGCAUCAAUGAAAAAAAGUUACCGAUAUCCCUCUUCCCUCUCAAGCUCCAUACCACCAGUCAUCGCCAUUCUGAGCAAUCCGUCAAGUUCCAGUACAAGAACAAGAGGAAAAACGAUGCGAAACAGACGAACUGCGUGAAACAGAACAUCGUGAACAGCCAGAACAUUCAGCUGAACAAUUUGAACAAAUCCAACCAAAGCAAGCACACGAACGAAUGUAGGCUAGUUAAAACCCAAAACGCACCUACAGUUGGCAGAGCAAAAUCUGAACCUAGUCUGGUACCCGUGAAACGUAGAGAAAAAUAUACCAGGCACCGCAGGAAAAGUACCAAGAUCAAAAACAAUUGGGACGAAGAUAUAGAGCAAUUCGGUUAUGACAUACAAGAUGUCGAUGCAUUUCUAGCUAAGGCAACUAUUGAAGAACCAGCAAAUAUACCGGUGGUCUUAGCAUUUCCUAGCGUGCUAUACCAAACGAGGAUUGGUGGAUACCAGGCAGAGAUCUGGUUACCCCUUGGAAUGGUUGUGAACGCUGUCUUCAAGAACCAGCACUGGUUAUACGUGCAGACUCCUCAUGCGGAGGAAGGUUACGUCAGUUAUGCUGCUUGUCUGCCAUUAGGUAUCAUACCAUCAUCUGACGAUGACAAUAAGCCAGCACCUUGUUGGGAAAAGAGCACGGAUGUUUUUCCCAAACCUUCGGGCAACAUGACUGACACAGAAAAACUCAGUUCCAAAUCAGAUUGCGAGGAUUCCGGCAGAUGUCGUAUCAGGUCUCGAAACGUCGCCAGUUCUUGUGGCGAAAGAAGCGUCGACCAACUCUACCUACGAGCCACCGCCAUCUUGAAAUCCAAGGGCAAAGACGAGGGCAUCAGACAGACGCUGUUAGUCAUAGAAACCGAUUUUCUAGGCACGGCGCCGAACGAUUUUUCCGCUGUACAGGGAGAGGUUGUUUUCCUGUUGCACGCCAAUGUAAGGGGGUGGUUCUACGUGAGGAACAAGGAGGGAAGAGAGGGGUACAUCCCCGCAGCUGUCGCUGGUCAUGGAUUUUUGUAAAUAAGGAAUUUUGUGCUAUAGUAUUUAUUUUUUUUUAAUAAAUUUGUUGUUAUAU
Molecule: messenger RNA, 1343 nt
Organism: Phaedon cochleariae (mustard beetle)
Lineage: Eukaryota; Metazoa; Arthropoda; Insecta; Coleoptera; Chrysomelidae
Source: the annotation of a GenBank genome assembly